Molecule: messenger RNA, 1947 nt
Organism: Sinocyclocheilus anshuiensis
Lineage: Eukaryota; Metazoa; Chordata; Actinopteri; Cypriniformes; Cyprinidae
Product: ras-related GTP-binding protein C-like
Exons: 7
Coding region: 166-1308 (380 amino acids)
Biological process (GO): negative regulation of autophagy; cellular response to starvation; positive regulation of TORC1 signaling
Cellular component (GO): Gtr1-Gtr2 GTPase complex; lysosome; nucleus
Molecular function (GO): GTP binding; GTPase activity
Source: RefSeq, a predicted model, not a curated record
ACACAAGAGACUGAAGAUUUAAAGGAGAAUCCUUAAGAAGUUUGCUCUCAUGUAUUUAUACGAUAACGAGGUUUUACGUUUGUUCGCCAAGCAUUAAUAUCGUGCUGGUUGGGUUACUAAAAAUCGGCCAGGUUAUAUUUUAGAGGGGUUGGGGCGGGGGUUAACAUGUCGAUCCAGUACGAGGCACCGCUGGCGGACAGCUACGGGGUGGCGGACUCGUUUCCCAAAGAUUUCGGAUAUGGAGAAGAAGAAGGAGACAUUGAGGACAGUCCCACUCCCUCCGACAGCAAACCGAGAAUCCUGCUGAUGGGAUUGAGGAGGAGCGGAAAGUCCUCUAUCCAGAAGGUGGUGUUUCAUAAGAUGUCCCCCAAUGAGACCCUGUUUCUGGAGAGCACCAACAAGAUCUAUAAAGAUGACAUCUCCAGCAGCUCCUUUGUCAACUUCCAGAUCUGGGACUUCCCUGGACAAGUGGACUUUUUUGAUCCAACCUUUGACUACGAGAUGAUUUUCAGAGGAACUGGGGCCUUGAUAUUUGUCAUCGAUGCACAGGAUGACUAUGUGGAGGCCCUUGGUCGACUCCACCUAACAGUAUCACGCGCCUACAGGGUCAACCCAGAGAUCAACUUUGAAGUGUUCAUCCAUAAAGUAGACGGCUUGUCUGAUGACCAUAAGAUUGAGACCCAGCGGGAUAUACACCAGAGGGCUAACGAUGACCUGGCAGAUGCCAGUUUAGAGAAACUACAUCUCAGUUUCUAUUUGACUAGUAUAUAUGAUCACUCCAUCUUUGAGGCCUUCAGUAAAGUUGUCCAGAAGCUCAUCCCUCAGCUUCCCACGCUGGAGAACCUUCUCAACAUCUUUAUAUCUAAUUCAGGGAUUGAGAAGGCCUUCCUGUUUGACGUCGUCAGUAAGAUUUACAUCGCCACCGACAGUUCACCAGUGGACAUGCAGUCCUAUGAGCUCUGCUGUGACAUGAUCGAUGUGGUCAUCGACGUCUCCUGUAUUUACGGAUUAAAGGAGGAUGGCACUGGCAGUGCAUAUGAUAAGGAGUCUAUGGCCAUCAUCAAACUCAACAACACCACAGUGCUCUACCUGAAAGAGGUCACCAAGUUCCUCGCCCUGGUCUGCAUCCUGAGAGAAGAGAGCUUUGAGCGCAAAGGAUUAAUAGACUACAAUUUCCACUGUUUCCGGAAAGCCAUUCAUGAGGUGUUCGAGGUGGGCGUUUCCACCUCAAGGACAAGCACUCAGCCAGCUGGCACCCCUCUCAUGAAGACUGUUGCCUUAAACGGAACCCCCAGGAGCACUGUGUAGAAAGAUAGCGAUAAAGACAAUGAUGAAAAGUGUGGAGACGAAGGAAAAUGUAACAAAAGAGAGAGACUACAAGAUGGGUCGCAUUCUUUAUGCCGACCAUCAUUACUGCUCCCAAACGCUUUACAAGCAAAAGAGUUUGAAAGUCAUUAAAAUAAACUUGCUGCAGUGGGUGGGACAGAAAAAUAUAACGUGGGCAAGCUUGCAAAGCUACAGAUGGAUGGAAGGGAAAAGGCACAAAAGAAGGUGGAACACUUUUUUUUGUGACUAAAAGGCAUUAACAAACUGUUCCUCAAAAAAACAAGUAACAAUGUGCAAGUCACUGAGGAAAAAAACAAAAGUACAGCAAGAAACCUCUCACCCUGUCAGGCCAAACCGCCUGACAACUUGGAUGAAUGCUGUAUGAUACUCUGCUGGUCACUUAACACAGUAGCCAAGUUUAAACGCAUACCUGGUUUACUCCUCAACACGUGAAUGUGGCAGACUUCUGUGAACAUUUGUGGUGCACAAAAUUUGAGCGUACACUUCUGAAGCCUUACAUAGAGGAGGCCUGUCUGAUGCAAGCCGUUGCCACACAUGCAUACUCGGUCACCUAAACAGCCCAUGUAUUGUGUAUGAAAGGUUAGUAAAGGGAUUGAAAUG